This is a messenger RNA of Oenanthe melanoleuca, 1760 nucleotides long. RefSeq names its product ALX homeobox 4 (gene ALX4). Lineage: Eukaryota; Metazoa; Chordata; Aves; Passeriformes; Muscicapidae. Gene Ontology annotation, molecular function: RNA polymerase II transcription regulatory region sequence-specific DNA binding; DNA-binding transcription activator activity, RNA polymerase II-specific. The transcript is spliced from 4 exons. Bases 519 to 1679 code for a protein of 386 amino acids. Gene Ontology annotation, biological process: regulation of transcription by RNA polymerase II. The record is from RefSeq and is a predicted model, not a curated record.
UCAUAAAAUUUUUGGGGCUGUUUUGUUUUUGUGGUAUAGUUUAUUUUUUAUUUUUUUUAAAGCAAAAGAUAUGACCUCCACCUUCCCUCUGCUUCCACACACUCCCAAACACACAGACACACUCACACACACCCCUUCCUGGGCCCCCUCCCCUCCACUGUCAUCAUCUACAUAUUAAUUGGGGGAGAGGUCUCCCUCUCUCUCUUUUUUUUUUUUUUUUUUUUCCUAUGUGGUGGGGGGGAAAGUGCAGAGAAGAGCCUCUUUAGAGUGUAGUUUGGAGGAAGACACGGAGGGCGAGCGUAUGUGAGAGAGGGAGGGAGGGAAAGGAAAAGACCCCUUUUACUGUGUGAGAACUUAAGGGGGUUUGGAGAUCUGUUCAGCUUUCACGAACAUCUGAAUCCUCUUAGAGCUCCCCGGCCCAGCUGUGAGUGUGUGUCUAUGCGAGAGGGAGAGAGAAAGAGUGGUUCCUGGUGCCCCUCCAAGCGCAUUAAGGACACUCGGGCCUUUUAAUUUUAGGAAUGAAUGCUGAUACUUGUGUUUCUUAUUGUGAUCCGGCUGCCAUGGAUUCCUACUACAACGCAGCCUCCCAGGACACAGAAGGCUCCUCGCCUUUUAGGGCAUUUCAAGCAAGUGACAAGUUCAGCCCUACUUUCCUGGCCAGCAAAGGACAAGGCUUUGGUGACAGCAGCUCUAAGUGCCGGAGCCGCUACAGCCAGCAGGAAUGUCAGUCCCUGGAUGGCAGCGUGCAGGCUCCCGGCUCUGCCGGCUCUCCGGCCUCCUUUAACAAAUACCCUCCGCAGCAGCAGCCGCCGCACCUCUACAUGCAGCGAGGCCCCUGCAAAACCCCCCCGGACAGCAACAUCAAGCUGCAAGAGAGCAGCGGCCACAACGGAGCCCUGCAGGUCUCCUGUUACGGCAAGGAAAGCGGUUUGGGAGAGCCUGACUUGCAGCCAAGCUCCGAGCCUUCAGCAAUGGACAGCAGCUACCUCAGCGUGAAGGAGGCGGGGGUGAAAGUGCCCCAGGACAGGGCCAGCACAGACCUGCCCAGCCCCAUGGACAAGGCUGACUCGGAGAGCAACAAGGGCAAAAAGCGCAGGAACCGCACCACCUUCACCAGCUACCAGCUGGAGGAGCUGGAGAAGGUCUUCCAGAAGACCCACUAUCCCGAUGUCUACGCCAGGGAGCAGCUAGCCAUGAGAACAGACCUCACUGAGGCUCGUGUACAGGUGUGGUUUCAGAACCGGCGAGCCAAGUGGCGCAAGCGGGAGCGCUUCGGGCAGAUGCAGCAGGUCCGGACCCACUUCUCCACUGCCUACGAGCUGCCUCUGCUCACCCGUGCUGAGAACUACGCCCAGAUCCAGAACCCCUCCUGGAUCGGCAACAACGGAGCAGCCUCCCCGGUGCCAGCCUGCGUGGUGCCCUGCGAGUCGGUGCCCUCGUGCAUGUCCCCCCAUGCCCACCCUCACGCGGCCGGCGCCGUCUCCGACUUCCUCGGGGUGUCGGGGCCCGGCGGCCACGUGGCACAGACUCACAUGGGCGGCCUGUUCGGCACGGCCGGCAUGAGCCCCAGCCUCAACGGCUACGAGCUGAACGGCGAGCCCGACCGCAAGAGCUCCAGCAUCGCCGCCCUGAGGAUGAAGGCCAAGGAGCACAGCGCCGCCAUCUCCUGGGCCACAUGACAGGGCUGCGGCCCGGCGCCCGCCCGGCCGGAGAGAGCACGGCGACAGCCCGGCACAUCAUCCGCUCGGACUCCAGACAGC